AGUCUGGCAACUACAGCCAAUUGUCAUCACUAGAAUUAAAAACACAGGCAGCAGCAGUUUAGUUUAGCUCGCUAAGCGCCUUAAUCUUUAAUCAAAAUAAGUUAUCCACCUACUUUAAGCUUGGAGCGCCGCGAAACAAAGCCAAUACACUAAUGUCCAUAACCGUAAGUCGUUCUUGCAACCGCCGGCUGUGGUAUUUCCUGAUCGGCCUCUGGGAGUCGUCAACGUUGUUGUUUUUGGCUGGCUCUGCCGACGCAGACGCCCCCACGUAGCUCGGCGAAAUGACUUGAAGCUUGGAAACUAAGUGCAGAAUGCAAAAUGCAAAAUGCAAUAUCCACAGGCUUGCAAUUAUCUUGAAAUCUAUUUAAAUCGCAUUUGCUUGGAGCAUAUGUGCCAUUGUGUUGGUGUGCGUGAGGUGCCGCUGAAACCUGAGCCUCCGCGCCAGUAUGCGUGUGAUUGUGGUUGUGUGUGUGAGUGUGAGUGCGAGUUGUGAUUUUUUUUUUUUCUUCACUAUUUUUUGUUGUUUCUGUUGUAUUUUUUUGCAUACGACGAUUCGAGUUGAAAGAAUUAUUCAAAGCCAGCACCGACGACGAGUCAACAAGGUCAGGCGCCUUAUUUGGACGGUUGCUUCGCUUCCAAUGCGGGCUCACCAAAGCUCAUAAUAAUUUUAUUACAUUUUCCAAUCGGCAUUUUUGUUGGCCCACGUCCCGCCUUAAAGAUUGGAAAUGAAAAUGGGAGCGAGCAGUGGACAGUGCGUUUAAAUUUGGUGACAACUGUUCGGGGUAGUGUGUGCUUUAUAAUUAGCGCACUUCGGUCGUUGGCAUUGCUAUCUUUUAUUAUUCGGCUUGUUGGCUUUUUGUCGCCUGUUUGUGAGGCUCACUUUCCAUUUUUACCUGCCAGGCGCUCUCUAUUUAAGUGGCUGAGCUAUACGUGUGUGUGUGUGUGGGUUAGUGACGCAGUCGAAGUCAAGUCACUUCCGUUCUAUUGUUCCCAGCCAGUGAUGAGGAGUCAUCCUCCAGAGUCUUCCUCUUCUUAUUGGAAGUUACAUUUUUAAUAAAAAGCCAGAAAGUAUCUAGAUAGCCAACUGAUCAUCACUGGUUCCCACUUGCCCACAAACACAAACACCUUCAAACAGAAACCGAGAAACUUACGCACUCGAACGCUUUAAUUGGAACUAAUCUUUGUUUCGUUUUUGGUUACAAUGACAACAACCUGUUCCCCGAUCGAUCAGUUACUGCGAGGUGGCAAGCAAAAGACAACCACUUGCGUAGGAAUGACCGUAAUGGCCAAGACUACGAUAGAAGAAAUAUGCGAGAAUGCCAAAUUAGCGAGGGACAUGGCUCUGACGGGGAACUAUGACUCGGCCUGCAUCUAUUAUGAGGGUCUUCAGGGUCUCCUGGCACGCCAGCUCAAGGCCACAGCGGAUCCGUUGCGAAAGGGCAAGUGGAACAUGAUCAAUCAACAAAUCAGCCAAGAGCAUGCCAAGGUGAAGGCCAUCCAGCGCACCCUGCAGGACAUAUCGCUGGACUUGCAAACCACCAAAUUCGCCCACAAACUGCGAAGCCAACUGAACGAGGAGAGUUCCGCGAAUAGUGAUCCCUCCGCCUGGUUUAAACCCGAUCCGGAUAUAUGGACGCCGCCUCCAAAGGAUCCCGAUGUCUGGGGACCACCGAAACCGCCACCCACCACACAGACUGUCGGUCGCAGGGCCGCCCCGAACAACCGCCGGGGGACAACCGGCGCACAGAGCAGCCGACCCAACAGCACAAUACCACAGAGCACAUCCCGGAAUGGUACCGGAACCACUGCUCGAAAUGCGCGACAAAGUACAUCGGCGGCGUCGAACAAUGGAGCUCGUCCCAUCAACGGCCGAGCCGGAGGCCGCAAACUGUCCACAUCCAACAACAAUAAUGAGCCAAAGGAUGAGGACUCUGGUGCUGCUAGCAGCAAUGGAGCGGGCGGAGGCGGCGAGGGCGAGGACCAGCAGGCUUCCCAGGAGGAAGAGAAAAAGUUCCAGCCCAAUAACCACAUCGAAGCGGAGCUAGUGGACAUACUCGAACGUGAUAUUCUUCAAAAGGAUCCUAAAGUGCGCUGGAGCGACAUAGCCGACCUGCACGAUGCCAAGCGGCUGCUUGAGGAAGCGGUCGUUCUGCCCAUGCUCAUGCCGGACUACUUCAAGGGCAUCCGGCGACCCUGGAAGGGUGUACUGAUGGUGGGACCCCCCGGCACCGGCAAAACAAUGCUGGCCAAGGCAGUGGCCACGGAAUGUGGCACCACCUUCUUCAACGUCAGCUCCGCCACUCUGACAUCCAAGUACCGCGGCGAGUCGGAGAAAAUGGUACGCCUUCUGUUCGAAAUGGCGCGAUUCUAUGCGCCCAGCACCAUCUUCAUCGACGAGAUAGACUCGCUGUGCUCGCGACGAGGAUCGGAGUCGGAACACGAAGCCUCGCGACGCGUCAAGUCCGAGCUGCUGGUACAAAUGGACGGCGUGGGCGGCGGCGAGGAGCAGGCCAAGGUGGUGAUGGUGCUGGCCGCCACAAACUUUCCUUGGGACAUCGACGAAGCGUUGCGGCGUCGCCUGGAGAAGCGCAUAUACAUCCCACUGCCGUCCGACGAGGGGCGCGAGGCGCUCCUCAAGAUCAAUCUGCGGGAGGUGAAGGUGGACGAGAGUGUGGAUCUCACGUAUGUGGCCAACGAGCUAAAGGGCUACUCGGGAGCGGACAUCACCAACGUUUGUAGGGAGGCUAGCAUGAUGUCCAUGAGGCGAAAGAUCGCCGGCCUCACCCCAGAACAAAUCCGACAGCUGGCCACCGAGGAGGUGGACUUGCCCGUAUCGAACAAGGACUUUAACGAGGCCAUGAGUCGCUGUAAUAAGAGCGUGUCCCGGGCGGAUCUCGACAAGUACGAGAAGUGGAUGAAGGAGUUCGGCUCGUCAUGAUGGCACUGCCAUCGGAUAUAUGGCUAGAUAGCAAUUGUUGGAAUAUAUAUUUUUGAAUGCCCUUAAAUUCCGUGCUUAAGACCUUAAGCUUUUAAAGUGAGAACCGAGCCGAACCGAACCGACCCUAUCCGAUCAGCCAGCCGGUUGGAGAAAUUGAACAUAUUUUAUAUAAAACAUUUUGCAUAUACAUAGAUACGAUAAACGAUACAAUCUAUAUAUAUAUUUACAUUGUACACCGUGAAGCGGUCGCCGUGGAAUUAUAAAAGACUAACCGUUCUCUAAGAGGAAACUUAAAACCACAGAAGCAAAACAGAAAUUGAAUCGAAAUCUAUGAUAAAGUCAAGGUCGUGAGAUAGGCACUAUGUUUAUAUAUAUAUAUAUACACACACCCACACACUCCAUUAUGCACAAUCCUUCCAACUAAUCCAGUUAACCAGUAAUCGCGCACUCUUCACAAGCAACAAGGAUUGAGGAGCUGCCCCAGCCUUACCAGGAUCCAGGAUUCAACCAGGAUAGCUACAAUCCAUAUAAUUUAACUCUUUUUUUUUAUAUCGAAAAUUUUAUUUUUUACAAGCAAUGUUCACUGUCUAAUAUUAAUGUUAAUUUUCGCUUAAUUUAUACAUAUACAUAUUAUAGUUUAGUGCUGGCAGAGAAGUAGAGCAACUCAAAUGUUAAUUUUAAAUCCUAGCCAGAAUGUUCCAUCUGAUUUGCAAUUAACCCAUUCAUUGCCGACAGAACACGAACCCGAAGAGCAAUAUGUACUUAAACUGAAGAUUCUGAAAUUUUAAACAAUAAACGCAGUUUUUAACUUGA
Molecule: messenger RNA, 3751 nt
Organism: Drosophila ananassae
Lineage: Eukaryota; Metazoa; Arthropoda; Insecta; Diptera; Drosophilidae
Gene: Kat60
Product: katanin p60 ATPase-containing subunit A-like 1
Exons: 5
Coding region: 1202-2938 (578 amino acids)
Biological process (GO): microtubule severing
Cellular component (GO): microtubule cytoskeleton
Molecular function (GO): ATP hydrolysis activity; microtubule binding; microtubule severing ATPase activity
Source: RefSeq, a predicted model, not a curated record